CCAUAGAAACACAAACUCAUAGAGAACGUGAACCACAGUCCUCCAUCUUGUACAGCCACAUACUUGUACAACUUAAUACUACUCCUAUAGUACAUGAUUGCAUCAUAAUAAUAUAAAAAUAUAUGUAUAGAGUUAGUUAGCAGAAUCUUCUAGACUCCCUCUGCUCUCUAUCCAAAUUAGUGGAUCCACAAAUCACAGACGAUGUACUCAUGUGAAGCUCACAAUAUGCUGGGCUACAAAACGUGUCUAAUCCUUCGCAAAACCCCAAUCGCCACUUUCAAUCACUCCGCGCGCAACUCCUUCAAGUUCCGCUGCUUACUAGACCAACUCGUUCCCAAAUUCGCCGUGUUGUCGUCUCUGAGCUCCGUUUUCACCUCCGGAAAUGUCAUCGCGCUCGCCGCCACCGCGGGUUCCGGCUCCGUUCACGGCGCUGUCACGGUGGCGAUUACGGACGUGGCGGUCACGGCUGUUGCGAUUGCCUCCGGGGCUUGUUUGUCGACUAAGAUUGACUUUCUUUGGCCUAAAGUUGAGGAACAACCUGGUUCCUUGAUACUGGAUGGGGUUGAUGUUACGGAAUAUCCUAUAUUCAGUGACUCAAAGGUCCAAAAAGCAAUUGCUUUUGCAAGGAAAGCUCAUCAAGGUCAGUUUAGGAAGACAGGAGAUCCUUAUCUCACACACUGUAUUCAUACAGCAAAAAUUCUGGCUGUGUUGGUUCCCUCAACUGGAAAAAGGGCUGUGGAUACAGUUAUUGCUGGUAUUCUUCACGAUGUGGUAGAUGAUACCUGCGAAUCAUUGGACAGCAUAGUGAAGGAGUUUGACGAAGAUAUAGCAAAAUUAGUAGCUGGUGUUUCCAAGUUGAGUUAUAUUAAUCAGUUACUGCGGAGACACAGAAGAGUAAAUGUGAAUCAGGAAGCCCUUCGCCCUGAAGAGGCCAACAAUUUACGAGUUAUGCUACUUGGCAUGGUUGAUGAUCCGCGCGUCGUACUCAUCAAGCUAGCGGAUCGUCUCCAUAACAUGAGAACCAUUUAUGCUCUGCCUUCAGCAAAGGCUCAAGCGGUUGCUCAGGAGACAUUAGUUAUUUGGUGCUCACUUGCUUCCCGAUUAGGUCUUUGGGCUCUAAAGGCUGAACUGGAAGAUUUAUGCUUUGCUGUACUUCAGCCUGAAGUGUUUCGUCAAAUGCGAGCCAACCUAGCCUCCAUGUGGAGCUGCAGUAAAAGAGAAGGUAAAUUGAGAAGAUUAGCUGCAAAAUCAAACGCGAGAAACUCAAUCUUGGAACCUGAGGAAUCUUUGCCAAGCAGUGAUGAUGAUAUUACUAUGAAAGAUCUUCUGCAGGCUGUACUGCCAUUCGAUCUCAUGCUAGAUCGGGGAAAGCGUAUUAAGUUUUCCAAUGCUUUUGGGACAUCUUCAGAGACUCAGACAAAACCAAAGGUUGUGAGGGAUGCCGGAAUCGCUUUAUCAUCUAUGGUACUUUGUGAGGAAGCACUGGAGCGCGAGCUAUUUAUAUCUACUUCUUAUGUUCCUGGAAUGGAGGUAACUUUAUCCAGUCGCCUAAAGAGCUUAUACAGCAUCUAUAGCAAGAUGCAACGAAAAGAUGUUGGUAUUCAGGAGAUAUAUGAUGCCCGUGCACUGAGGGUAAUUGUUGGGGAUAACAAUGGGACUUUACAUGGACAGGCAGUACAAGGUUGUUACAAUCUUCUCAACAUUGUGCACAGGCUCUGGAUCCCAAUCAAUGGUGAACUUGAUGACUAUAUUGUCAACCCAAAGCCAAGUGGCUACCAGUCUCUGCACACUGCAGUUCAAGGCCCAGAUAGCUCACCCUUGGAAGUUCAGAUAAGAACUCAGAGGAUGCAUGAAUAUGCUGAACAUGGAGUUGCUGCGCACUGGCUUUACAAAGAAGCAGGGAGUGCAUUGCCCUUGAAGAGCGAUAUAAUUGAUUCUGGAAUGGUGUCACCAUAUUCCUCAAAUGAGAUGGAAGAUCAGAACUCUGUUGAAGGGGUUAGCCCUCAUAAGUAUGGUUUUCUCAAACCUGGGCAUCCAGUUCUUAGAGUUGAAGGGAGUAACUUGCUUGCUGCAGUUAUUGUCAGAGUAGAUCAGGGUGGCAAAGAAUUGCUUGUUGCUGUAAGUUUUGCACUAGCAGCUUCCGAAGCAGUGGCUGACAGAAGAUCAUCUUACCAACUAAAAAGAUGGGAGGCUUAUGCGAUGCUACACAAAAAGGUAUCUGAUGAGUGGUGGUGUGAACCUGGACAUGGGGAUUGGUGUACUUGCUUAGAAAAGUAUACACUUUGCCGGGAUGGUAUAUACCACAAGCAAGACCAAUUUGAACGCCACCUACCAACUUUUAUACAAGUGAUAGAUUUGACAGAAGAAGAGGAAACUAGAUACUGGGAUGUUGUUGCCGCUGUUUUUGAGGGUAAACAGGUUGAAUCUGUUGUAUCCAACUCUAGCUGCUACAGUAAUCCAGGCUCAGGUCCAAUUAAUACAGAUUCCAUGGACUGUGGAAUUAAUAACAAGGUCCAUCUACUCAGGACAAUGUUACAGUGGGAAGAGCAGUUGUGUUCUGAAGCUGGUUUCCAACAAUCAAAUAAAUAUGUAAAGAUGGCAAACUCUGUCUCUAACGGAGAAGUGGUGGUUGUAUGCUGGCCCAAUGGUGAUAUAAUGAGGUUGAGAACUGGGAGCACUGCUGCGGAUGCUGCUAGAAGAGCAGGCAUUGAUGGAAAGCUGGUGGCUGUAAACGGCCAUCCUGUAUUGCCAAAUACACAGCUCAAAGAUGGUGAUGUUAUUGAGCUUAGAAAGUAGACUGCUGCUUGUAUAGUUGGUACACACUUGAAAGUAGGUUUUCUACUUCAUCAAUCACUCAAAAUUAGGUAGACAAAUGUAGAUUCAAGCAUGUUAGAUGUAUAGGUAGAAAAUAGAAGCAUCAGAAGUAAAAAAAUAUGUGAUGGUGCUCCUAAAUUCAAAGCACAUGGCUCCUGUCUCCUGAUUAGACCCUCACGAGGGCUGAACAUUGGUUAAUGAUCAUGUAUAGUUUUCAAUUUAGAUUAUAAAUGGCUUUGUUUAAUUA
Messenger RNA from Daucus carota subsp. sativus, 3061 nucleotides. RefSeq lists its product as uncharacterized. The record is from RefSeq and is a predicted model, not a curated record. Lineage: Eukaryota; Viridiplantae; Streptophyta; Magnoliopsida; Apiales; Apiaceae. The transcript has 18 exons. Gene Ontology annotation, biological process: guanosine tetraphosphate metabolic process. Gene Ontology annotation, cellular component: chloroplast. Bases 202 to 2796 code for a protein of 864 amino acids.